Dacryopinax primogenitus is the source of this 324-nucleotide messenger RNA. RefSeq lists its product as uncharacterized. The coding region runs from base 1 to 324 and encodes 107 amino acids. The transcript is spliced from 3 exons. The record is from RefSeq and is a predicted model, not a curated record. Gene Ontology annotation, biological process: mitochondrial proton-transporting ATP synthase complex assembly. Gene Ontology annotation, cellular component: mitochondrial matrix. Lineage: Eukaryota; Fungi; Basidiomycota; Dacrymycetes; Dacrymycetales; Dacrymycetaceae.
AUGAGCUCAACGACAUCCCUCUACCGCUCGAUCCUAUGUGAACUGCGCAAAUCCGCAGUGUCUCCCCGACCAGAACGAUCCCGAGCGAUCAUCACCCACCUCCGGGAAGCACUCACCAAUCCCCGAAUCUCCCAAGCCCAGCGGCAACAAGAUGCUCUCAACGCGCUCACCUUCCUUCACAGCCAGAGGUCCUACGAGGAAUUGCUCGUCAGGUAUAACCCGCUGCAUGAUAUGACCCCGGAGGAGAGGGUGAAGGCUACGGCUAGGAGGGUGGGGUUGGAUGUCCCUGUUGAAGCUGAGGAGGAUAGUCUGAAGAAUUCAUGA